AGUGGCAAAAAAAUCAAUACCAACCCCCAACCCUCCUCGUUAAAAAUGUAAAUGCGAAAAAAUUCAAUACUGUGCAGCCAAACGCGACGGUCGCAGCGUUCUCCACUCAUAAUCGCUCUCCCCGCUUUAUCCCCCCAGCACGUAAUGCUCCGGAUCCGAGGAUAUACCACAAAAAUCGGUUAAAGAUUGAAAACGGUUUUCAAAUCGCCCCCGAAAACCCCUUGUGAAAUCCCCAGUGAGGGCAACUUGCAAACCGGCAAAAAAAAUAAAAAGUGCACAGCCUGUUCAGUGAGUGAAAAGUGCAAAGGUGUUUGAGCAUAUAGCUACAUAUAUAGUAUACGAUCUUGUGCAGAUCCGGCGAAACAUAUGUCAAGUGCAGGGCGCCAGCAACAAAGCUAAGACGGCGACGUCGACGUCGGCAGAGGCAGCAGCAGCGGCAGAGGCAGCAACAAAGACGGCUAAUUUAAUUGAUAGACGGCGGCAACGCCGACGUUCACGGUGACGACAACAACAACUAGCUACAACGGCUGCGUCGGCGGAGACGUCACCGUCGGCAGCGGCAGAGGGCAGCGACUGCUAGCAGAGGCUGCGGCUGCGACUGCGACUUCCGUAUCCGCUUCUGUUUCUGUUGUUGUUGUUGGUGGCAGCAGCAGAUACAACAAUGAUAAGCAGAACCGAUUCGCAGACAUAACACAUUGCGGUGGCGGUUGAGAAGAACGGCAUGGUGAAAAUGGAAUCCACGGAAGAACAGGAUCGAAAGCUAGUUUUGGAGUUCUGUCACCUGCUAGAGAAGUCCAAGCAGCUCUUCAACGGGCUCAGGGAUCUGCCUCAGUAUGGCCAUCGGCAGUGGCAAGCUUACUUCGGCCGCACCUUCGAUGUGUACACCAAGUUGUGGAAGUUCCAGCAGCAACAUCGAAUGGUUCUGGACUCAAAGUACGGCCUGAAACGCUGGCAGAUCGGAGAAAUAGCAAGCAAAAUUGGCCAGCUCUAUUAUCACUACUACUUAAGAACCAGCGAAACGAACUACCUGAAUGAGGCGUAUCAGUUCUAUGCGGCCAUUAGGGGUCGGGCGUACUACUCCCGGGCGGCCAAGGAGGAUCGUCCGGAUCUGAUGGUGAAAAAGCUGCGAUACUACGCCCGGUUCAUUGUCGUUUGCCUGCUGCUCAAGAAGAUGAAGCUGGUGCGCGAACUGGUCACCGAGCUGGAGAAACAAAUACAGGAAUUUCCCCGCAGCUACGAGCCGGAGGAUCAUCUGGAGUGGUCGCUGGUGCUGGAGGAGAUCAAGGGCUUCAUCAAGGCGGAGGCGGCGGUGGCCGUCCUGCACGCCGACUCCAAUCCCAUCAUCCUGUCGCACAGUGGUUCCGGUUCUAGGUUGUCCCCGCUGACGACGCCGCCCUGCGAGCGAUCGCCGCACAUGACGCUCAGCCUGCAGGAGAUCCUGAUCGUGGGCUCCGCCUGCGAGCAGGCCAAGUUCUCCGAGCUGACCAUGGACAUGUUCCGGAUGCUCCAGACGCUGGAGCGGGAGCCGACGGAGUCCACUACGAAUCCGCUGAGCAUGGCCCACGGACUCCAUGGGCACGACGCCAGUCCGGCGGCCAGUCGGAUACCGCCGUACGGAGUGCCCGGGUCCAAGGGCUACAUGGAGAACGGCCGGGCCUUUCGAGACAAUCCCCACAAGUAUCUACUGUACAAACCUUCGAUUAGCCAGCUGCUGGUGUUCCUCGCCAGCGGCACCAAGGAACUGCCGCUCGGCGGAGCGCUGCUCCUCUACAUGUCCGCCGAUGGCUGCUUCUCCACCACCAAACAUCCAGAGGAUUAUGGUUAUGAACUGGGCGGCCUGGCCACCAGUGUGAAGCGGGACAGCGUGGACGGCGGAGGUCUGUCGUGCCGGGGCAAAUCGUACAAGGAGAACCACUGCCUAUAUCCGGGUGAUCUGUAUCCGUUCACACGGCGGCCCAUGUUCGUCGUGAUCGACUCGGACAACUCGUUUGUCUUUCAGCACAUACCACGCUACUUUGGCCAGCCGCUGGUGGUGCUGAUGUCGCCGCAGGAUGUCCCACCCGCAUUCCAGGCUGAUGUCCAGCAUCAUGGGUCGCUGUUCACAUUGUUCCUUCACUCCCCGCUCACCGCCCUCUGUUACAUCUGCAACGUUGGAGACGUGCCCAUCCACCACUGGGAACGCUGCCAAACCUACGUGGAUCGCUUCAUCACGGAGGCCUCGAGACUAGUGACUCGGUGUCGCAUCGAUGAGAUUGAACAGGGCAUAGGAUUUAUAGACUCCUCCUAUGUGCAGUUCUUCGGCGACGACUUCCUCCGCACCCUGAUCCUCCGCUUCGUCUUCUGUGAUGUGGUGCUGCGGCUGCACCGCGGAUUCCGGGGGCGGCACAUGCGACCCCGAUGCGAGCCGCAGCUGCCGGCGAACGAGCUGCUGGAGCACCCCUCGCUGUCGCACAUAAUCUUUCAGCUGGCCUCGGCCCUGGAUGUCCGGGGUCACUUCUCGGAGGGGCCGGAGUGCGACUGAUGACUUUUCGUGACCGUCGUCCUGGUGGUGGCCAUCGGGAUCUGCCUGCGCCAGCAGCUGUUCUCCGUGAUCGAGAGGCAGUUCGCCGGAUGGAUGCCUUCCCUGUACAAUACUUUUCCGCUGGCCUGGAACUGGACGUGAAAACGGGGGGCGUGGUUCGUAGGCGUGGUGCGCGGUGCGUGGGCGUCGUCCAUGGGUUUCCUUUCCUUGGCAGUGACCCGGCUGUCGGCGUAAUUCAUUUUAAUAACGUAAACGCAACGUAACUGCAUUAUAAUACGAAUAUAAAUAUAUAAAUACGAGUAUAAUAUAUAUAUAUAUAAUAUAUGCAUAUAUGGAUAAAGGUAAAUUAAUCAAGUAGCUAGUUUUCUUAUAUAGUGCGUCGCGCAAUGGAAAUGGUCCAAUGUUAGUUGCUUAGCAUAUACAUAAUUAAUGAUAACGAAGAUAUACAUACGUGAAAUCAAUGAUAUUCAGCCGAUAUUGCUGCAGCAACAAGAACAACAACCACAAACAUGUCAAAAGAACCUAACAAACGAUAACUGCCAAAAAGAAGAUGAAAAACUUAAAAAUUUAUGAAAAUACGAAAACGAAGAUCUAAUCAAAUUUAGUUUCGAGCGGUAGCGGGAAUUUUUAUGAGAUUUGUAAGUGGGGAACUUUUUGUAUCGGGUCUAGGAUCGCCUGAUCGGGAAAAUAGGUAUCUUUGUCAUACGCAGCGGAAACAUUUUAGCUUUUAUACAACCGAUAUUGAGAGAAACCUAAUCGAAAGUGAAUUACGAACACGACACACUAUAUAAGAAAGGGAAUGCGUUUUUUAUGCAUUGUACGCGGCGCUCAUAACAAAUUUAAAUUACGAAACCAGAAUAUUAUUGUACGUAUGUAAUAUUGCAUAUAUGUAUCUAUUAUGAUUACAAGAUGACUGAAAGUUACUGUUUCAACAAAGGAAAAAAAUGAAGAAAACAACCAAAAAGAAGGCAACGUUUAGCAAAAGUAAUAAUAAAUAUAAAUAACUUAUACAUAAUGCCCUAGUUAAGUGAAACAUGGAAAAUAUACAAAAUAUAUUUUGCUUAUGUGAAAGUAAAAUACAAAAGCCCAACCAACAUUUUAUACGAAGGAAACGCAUACAAAAUUUACACUUCAACUAACGAAUGAAAAUCUGUUCUUGAAUCAUUUUUCCAAAAUGUCGCGAAAUUCCGUAUCGGUUUUCGGUUCAAACUGUGAAUUGGAACAGGUCACCGUAAUAAUAAAUAAAUAUGAUAACAUAUAGUUACAAGUCACACUAACUCUAUGGAUUUAUAGGCAAAUGAUAAACGCAAUAUUGAAAGUUACAAAAUUAUAUAUAAAGCAUAUAUAUUUCAAUACGAAAAUAAAACUAGUUGAACGCAUAGUAAAUUACUUGAUCAUUUUUACAAGACAAGCCGCAAACAAAAAUAAAGCAAAAACUUAACAAAAAAAAAAAAUGAUAAAAACAAUUUAACAAUUACUUUACAUUUA
Molecule: messenger RNA, 4009 nt
Organism: Drosophila ficusphila
Lineage: Eukaryota; Metazoa; Arthropoda; Insecta; Diptera; Drosophilidae
Product: protein SCAI
Exons: 9
Coding region: 722-2521 (599 amino acids)
Biological process (GO): DNA-templated transcription
Cellular component (GO): nucleus
Molecular function (GO): transcription corepressor activity
Source: RefSeq, a predicted model, not a curated record